CGCGACAAUCCGCUCGAGAUCUGCAGUGGGUUUUGGAGCCAACAUGGCUAGUAUUUCUCAUUCGAAGUCUCUCCAGGAUCUACUCUCAGAGGCGCUACCUAAAGAUGUACCGUUCACGUUCUAUCACUACUCCACACCUCCGACGAAAUCGACUCCGCUGUUCAGCGCUCCGCCGCACCACAAGUCCGAGCGAACGUACCGCGAAUCGCACUUUUUGGCUGUCUCGAUAGUACGAAAGUCGCAAUCACCGUCCGAAGUUCCCGAAGAGCUCCUUAUACUUGCCAUUGAGGUUCUCAUCUAUACCACUGAGAAUCUUACAACGAUAUUCAUCUCGAAAGCGGACUCUACGGGAUAUAUUGCGGAGCUUAGCCUUCCUCGAGCACAAGCUGGAUCCCCGCUGAAGUCAAUAUGUGGAAUCUUCGUCUCCUGGCUGGCCCGGGAAAGACGGAGAGAAGGAAAGAAGUUGGUCAUAUCGUUGUUUGCGAGGGCACAAGAUCAAUACCUCUUUCCGGCGAGCGUUGAGAACCCAAAUAAGCAUGUGUUGGACGACAGGGGACUGAUAAAGUGGUGGUGUAAGGUUCUGGACCCCCUGAUUAGAGAACAUAAAGUGGAAGAGGAUGCAAAGAACUUGACGGAACGACUGGCCCAAAGCAAGAAUGGAAAAGAGAAUGUCAAGUCCUUGAAGAGCGAAUACACGGCUAAGGGAUACCUUGUCAUACCAGGAUUUGACGCAUAUGAUACGCUCCGGUAUACGCCAUUGCCCUCCUCAUCAGGUCCACGUCGCUGGGUUGCUUCACAUCCGUUACUGAAGAUUGCACCCCAUCCAGGAGCACCUCCCAGGUGUCUUGUUCCGCAUUUCCCGGACGAUCCGAAGUCCAGGUUCCUUGACGAGUUGGAUGAGGAACUCCCCGAUGCCCGCACCGAAGAAAUGAGCCAGCUCGGUGGAACGCCCAGCAGGAGUAACGGACAAUGGAAGAGUGUCAAGACGCUCGAUCAAUUUUGGGAGAUGAUGGCAUUCAGGCAAGAAUGCUCAUCAGGCCGUAUAACGGGGUUUAUAUGGGUUGUCAUCACACCGCCCCAACCUUCAAUUCCUGAGGAAGAUGAGUCGGAGGAGCCUUCGCAAACCCAAACUGUGAACGACUCUCAAGAUAGCCCUGCGAUCCACCAGUCACCAGCACGCAGCAAGGCUUCUCCCCGGAAACCGCGAAGAAGAAAAGUAAAUACAAGUCAUGGUCCCAUUCCGAUCAUACUGCCGAAGAUCAAGUCGAGUGUUUCGAACAUGUCGGGGGUCUCUACUGGGUCUGGCGGCACGGCUACGAAGCUUCCACCCGAGGUUACACCCUACUACAAGUGGCCAUCAACGUCGCGAGGCACUCUACUGCUCUCCUCUACCGCGUAUGAUCGAGCCCAUGAGAUUAUAACACAGCAGAACUUUGCCACUCACACUGCAGCAGCAAGGAGUACGAAGCGCUGGAAAGAUGAGGUAGCGCUUCUUGGAGGUGGUGACGACUGGAGCUGGACUAUUGUGGGUCAGAAGGAAGGAACACCAUCUGCCACACCCGGAUACACCGAUGCCGCUGCUCCCAUGGCUAUCAUAGGGGCCAGAAAGAAGAGAAAGCCUGAAAACGGUAAGGAGGCCGAAAGCAAUGAGACAACAUCGACAGCGGCGAACGUCCUAGGCGGUGGUCUUGUGAGAAAGAAGGCGAAAGUGGAUGAAACUGGCUCCAAUGUUCCGACCCCAGAGCCGGCGAGUAAGGUUAAUACACUUGGGACUGGACUAGUACGGAAGAAGACGAAAGCUUGAGAUCGUUGAGUCCUCUUCAGGAUCUCUUGGAUUUUGCAUGAUCUGGAGUUUGUUCUGGGUUCUUGGUUAUUGAUAGGGGCGUCGGGUUUUGCAUAUCACGCGACAACGAUUGGCAUGCCGGAAGCUUUUUCUUCAAUGAUUUUAGUCUUUCAGUUUGCAUAUAUAGUAGCAAUGUAUUGCUUGACUGUCUCAAAUCUUGGUCUUCUAGAGGGGUCAAGUCAUGUCAUGGAGUGCACUGACCCAUCUUGGAGGUCA
This is a messenger RNA of Westerdykella ornata, 2059 nucleotides long. RefSeq lists its product as uncharacterized. NCBI's taxonomy places the organism in Eukaryota, Fungi, Ascomycota, Dothideomycetes, Pleosporales, Sporormiaceae. The coding region runs from base 44 to 1804 and encodes 586 amino acids. Gene Ontology annotation, biological process: DNA damage response. The transcript has a single exon. Gene Ontology annotation, cellular component: nucleus. The record is from RefSeq and is a predicted model, not a curated record. Gene Ontology annotation, molecular function: histone H3K56 acetyltransferase activity.